Molecule: messenger RNA, 3708 nt
Organism: Tetrahymena thermophila SB210
Lineage: Eukaryota; Ciliophora; Oligohymenophorea; Hymenostomatida; Tetrahymenidae
Product: transmembrane protein, putative
Exons: 7
Source: RefSeq, a predicted model, not a curated record
GAACAUUUAUUUAUAGUUUGCACUAAGAAUAUCGAAAAAAAUUAAAGUGCAUAAGAUUUUUCCCCAUAAAAAAUGAAAUUUAGUUAAAUUAAUUCUUCACAAGCGAUUGCAAGCAAUAAUAGCGAGAGCUAAAUCAAAUCUUUUCAUUCUAAAUAGAAUUCUCCUAGAACCUUCUAGAGGAAAUCGACGCAAUAUCAGAGUUAAAAGUUAGAAUAAAAGAGAAGUAAUUCAAAGGAAUUGGUAGAAGAAAGAUCGCAAGAAGAUAUCUUCUAAACAUAAGUUAACAUAUAAAAUUAAUUGAAAAACAAUGAUCUGAUGCAAAUUAGCGAAACAUUUCGUUAAUUCUUAGAAAAUAAAAAAUCAGUAUCAUAAAUGAUGGGCUAAUUAUAGCUCAAGUCAGCGUUAGGAUCAAGUACCACAAACAGUAGAAAAAUGAAGCAUCUUUCAUAUUAGAGUUCUCCAAAUGGGAGUCCUUUGUUUAAAAGCAAGUAAAUCCUAGUUGCAAAAAGUAAUUCAUCAGUAAAAAUGAAGUUGGAGUAGUUAAGUAGAGAAAAUAGUAUGAAUGUUAACGAUAUUGUAAAUAACAACAAUAAUAAUUCCUUUACUUACGCUAAAGAUAAUUCCCUUCUAGCCCAAUAAUUGAGAUCUAAAACUCCAAAUGACGCUAAGCACAGAUUUAAUAAGAGGCAACCUAACAUCAGCUUGUACAACAUAAUAAAAAGUCAUCAAAUAAAGCAGACCGAAUAGAGAUUCAAGAAUGCAAAACAAAAUGGAUAAAACAGUUUUGGAAUAGAAAAUUUAGUAAAUGAAAACACUGAAAACCAGCAAAUAUUUAAAAAAUAUAUGAGUGAGUUAAAAGCCGCCUUGAAUUAGGAAAGAUAAACCAGAUAAAAGAAAGAGGAGUAGGAAGGUUUAUAAAAAGACUUUCCUUAAAAUCAAAGAGAUUUGUAUAGUGUUAGCAAUGACAUUUAUAACUUUUACAAAGAGUUUGAUAUCAGGACUGAAAGAGUUCUCUUUUUUAAUAAAUCUAUUUUGAAUGAUAUGAUGAAUUAAAAUAUUUCUGAUAAAAAUAGUAUACUAAACAUUCACUAGAUUGAAUAAAAUCUUGAAAGGCUAAAAAAAAAUUUUUUAAGUAUUGUCUAAAAUGGGUUACUAGAAAUUAAUUAAAAGCUGACCAUAGCAAUAGCUGAUAUCUUGAGAUGCUAUAACUUAAUUGUAGAUAAAUUAUGCGCUGAUAUUAUUACAAUACAAGAAUAAUAAAAAGAAAAUAUCCAUGUUAAGCACGUUUAAAAUCUAGAAGAGGAAAUUAUUAGAUUGAGAAUUAAACUAAAUGACUAAAAAAAAAAUACUGAAAUACUUCAGUAGGAUAUUGAGACUAAGCAAAAAUAUUUCUCAAGUAAGAUAAAACAUUAAUCUAUUUUGAAUUAAUCUUUGAUAAAAGAGCUAAAUGAUUCAGAAACACAAUUGUAGAAAAGUCUUGAGCAAACUCAAAUACCUACAAACAGCAACAAUACAAAUAAAGAUGAAAGAUAAAAUAUAGUUUUAUUGAAUGAUGAGAACUUAUAAAAUAUAAAUUAAAAAUAAUCAUCUUAAACAUAAAAACCAUAAAUUGAUUUAUUAAAUAUUGAGAAUGUUGAUAAAAUCAGUUUGGUAGAAAGGAAUUUAUGCAUUGAAAAAUCUUUGAAGCCUUAGCUAAACUAUGAGGAAGAAGAGGUCAAAACAAGAAAAACUAGUUCUUCAUCUAUUUCUUAAUAGCAAUAAGAUAAAAAUGUUUUAACUACUUAAUUUUUGAUGCACAUAAAGCCAACCACAACGAGAAGAUAUUCAUUUGUUAAAUAAGAAUCAAUAAGUUAGACUUAAAAGUUGAGUUUCAAAACUCUUUUGUAAUUACCUUUUUGGAAAGGAAUUGACACCUUGCAAAUGCAGCCUGAUAUGAAUAAAUAGGAUUCGCUUGAGUUGAGGGAAAUAGAAAAAUAUAUAGAGUAUAUCAUAAACAAGAAUUAGAAUAAAUUUGAAAAGCAACUUUUCAAUAACUUCCAGCCAAACUUUAUUCAAAAAAUAAUUAUUGCUCUUUCGUAAAAUAGCUAAAUCAUAGGUCCUUAAAAAAAAUAUUACAAAAUUAUUGAAAUAGUAUAAAAAAUGAGAAAUUAUUUUUAGAGAGAACAAGUCAAUUUAAAAUAAAUGAAUUUAAACACUUAGAUUUUCCAUCUAUUCUGCUAAAUAACACCUUACGAAAAAGCUCUAUAAAACUUACAGCAGCUAACUCUUAUGAAAAAUGUUAACUUUUACCAAAAGUUAUUACAAAAUGACCCAAAGUCUCUUCAUUUGAUAAAUAAAAUAUGGUUUAAACUUCAUAAAAAAAUAGAAAAAUAUACACAUGAAAAUAUAAACUCUCUGUAUAGUGAUUAUAUAAGUAUUCAAACUGUUCACAUAUGGAUAGAUAAAUUAAUGAAAAGAAAAUCCUAACCAAUACAUUUGCUUGUAUUUACCAACUUGCUUAGCUUUUGUGAAAUAAGAAAAAUAAAUGGUUUUCUAAAUGAAGAUUAAAAAUUUGAAUUUUUAUUUUGUUACUAUCUUAGCUACAGAGAAUAUAAAAGAUAAAGUGUGUUAGAAUAGGCUAUUGCAGAUUUUAUAAGAAAUGAUGAUAAUUACAAAAAUGAUGAAGUUUUUUAAAAAAGAAAUGGAGAAAAAUAAGAAUUAAAUAAUUUUAAUUUAAUGUAAUCUUGUGGCAAGUAACUAGUUGAUAAAAUGCAGUAAUAUGUUGAUUUGGAUUCUCUUAUUAAAAUUAUUUAAAACGAUUAUCUAAAUAAAGACUACUGUAUUUUAAAUAAAAAUAAUUUAUCUUCUUACUAUGAUCGCUUGACAUAAAAUCAAGAAAUUCGUAUAACUACACAAAAUAUUAUUUCAAAGCUUACUUUUUAUACAUCUUCAAUUGCUGAAUAUAGAGUGCACAAAUAUGAUGCAGUUUCCCUAAUAACUUAUUUCAUUAUGUAUGAAUUAGAUGAAGCAUAUAAUUUUAUUUAAGAUGUAAAAAUGUUAUUUUUUUCAAAGAAUUUUUAUUAAAAAAUGUAAUUAAAAUAUAAUACCAGGAUUACAAAGAAUCCGGAAGAGAAUAUGAAAUAUCAUUUAAGGUAAAAGAUAAUAAGUACUUCAAUAAUAUAAAUCAAAGCGAAAUGGAGCUUUCUAUAUUCUUUAACUAACUCAGUCUAUAGUUUUAAUAGUAUAAUAUCGAAGAAAAAACAGGAAUUACUGCUGAAAGCUAUAUGUUCAAUUAUGGAAACGGAAUAUUUUUAAAUGAGUAUAUAAAAAAUAUUAAUUAGCACUAAUUUAUUGAUAGCUUUCCAUAUUUGCUUGAAAAAAAUAGAAGUAUUUAAUUUAAUUUAAAUUUAAUUAAAUGUAAACUACUUUUUUUUUUACAAUAGGUCCUCCAAAAGAAAAUUAAACUACAAAUAAGAAAGAACACAUAUUUAAUAGUAAAAGUUUUAACCUUAACAAGUCUUAAAAAUAAAAGCUUACAACUUAGCAAAACAAAAGUGUAUAUAUUCAGUGAAUAGUAAACUUAUCUAUUUAUAAAAUGUAAUUUAUGUUUUGUACAUUAGAUAUUUAUUUUUCACUAAUCAAAAAUAAUUAAAUAAAAAUAAAAUAAAAUCCUUCAAUAAAUAAUUCAAUCUCACAAAGAUUAUAUUUGACACUAUCUUUUUUUCCUGA